Messenger RNA from Chenopodium quinoa (quinoa), 954 nucleotides. RefSeq lists its product as uncharacterized. The transcript is spliced from 2 exons. Bases 227 to 676 code for a protein of 149 amino acids. The record is from RefSeq and is a predicted model, not a curated record. Lineage: Eukaryota; Viridiplantae; Streptophyta; Magnoliopsida; Caryophyllales; Amaranthaceae.
ACAAAAAAUUAAAAAAAAAAACUAAGUAAUUAAUAAAGUAAACAAAAAAAUGAACUAAGCGCAGCUUAUACGGACCGAGUGAUAUUCUUCUACUCAAGAAGUCGCAUUCUAAUACCCUCAAAAACCCUAAUUUUCAGUUUCAAAAUCAAGACGACGCAUAUCAUAUGAAUCAAUUUUUCCCCAAUUUUUCAUAAAUUGAAUUCGAUUGAAGGAGAGAGAAGAAGAAAUGUGGAGGAGGGUUUGGAGCAGCAGCAAUGGAGGAGGAGAAAUUGGGGGAGGUAGCUCAAUGAUGAUGCAAUGUGUGAGAUAUAUGUCGAAGAAACGAGCUGAAAAUCUGAGGAAGAUAAACCCUAAAGUUCCCUACUCUGAAGCUACCUCCAUUGCUCAAAAUCUCUUCAAUUUGAUCCAGAAUCGUGGCCCUGUCACCAUUGGCAGUGCUUGGACUAACGCACAGGAAGCUGGUAUCAGUGGAAUCGCUAGCAAAACACACAUGAAGAUACUACUGAAAUGGAUGAGAGGCAAGAGGAUGCUGAAGCAGGUUUGCCAGCAGAUAGGUUCAAACAAGAAGUUUCUGCUAUGCACGCCUCAAGACUCUGAAGCUAUGCAAGCAGCCUCGACACCUAGAGUGAAGCUGCGAACCCAAAAAUCUGCGAAAUUAAGGAAAAAACGCAAGUGAUAUGCCCUGUCGCAGAUUACCUUUCCCUCAUAAAAUAAUCUAGUCUCAUGAUUAGGCUUUCCCUUUGAUAAAUCGUGUUAUGAUUGUUUUCCUCCUCGUUGAUCUAAACUUAGAUGAAUUAGAAUGAUAUUUCUCUUCUUUCUCUUUCUGAACAUAUUACUUUACUGUAGCGGCUGCAAUCGAUGUUUUAGCAGGCUGUUCUGCAUCCUAGGGAUGUGAUUUUCAGAACUCAUCAAAGUUCCUGUUUGAGAUUGUGCUUUCGAUUUUAUGCUCUACCA